CUGGGUAUUACUGCCAAUACUGGAACCCAUAUUACUCGCAAUGUAUCCCGGGUGAACCACCUCAGCCUACGACGACCACCUCCGCCGGCCCCGGGCCCACGACCUCCCCCGAGGUUUGCGGCGGCAAAGCCUUCGACUUCAUCUCGGCCGAGGACUACGUCGCGGGCAUGAACCCUGCCUGGAACCUGGGCAACACGCUCGACGCCGUCCCUUACGAGGGCAUGUGGAACAAUCCCCCUGUGGAGGACCAUGUGUUCGACUAUGUGGUUGAGCGGGGGUUCAAGGGCGUUCGCAUUCCGGUGACCUGGACGAACCUCCACUCCAGCGGUGCCCCCGACUGGACCCUCGACCCCUCCUGGCUCCAGCGCGUAGCCGACGUCGUUGACAUGGCUCUGGCGCGGGACCUUUACGUUACUGUCAACGUACACCACGACUCGUGGGAAUGGGCCGACGUCACCUUGCCCAACGCCAACAUCACACAAAUCCAGGACCGGUUCCGCGCCAUCUGGGAACAGGUCGGCACGAAGCUCGGCUGCGUUUCGUCCCUCGUGUCGUUCGAGUCCAUCAACGAGCCCCCUGCCGACACGGAGGCCGAGGCGCAGCUGAUCAACGAGUUCAACGAGAUCUUCGUCGAGGCCGUCACCGAGGCGGGCGGUUUCAACACGCAGCGUGUCCUUCAGCUCACCGGGCCCGUGAGUGAUGCGGCCAAGACGGCGGAGUGGUUUGUGCCGCCUGCGAAUAUUCAGCAGCCGUGGGCGCUCCAGUACCACUACUACUCUCCUUACGACUUCAUCUUCGGCGCCUGGGGCAAAACCACGUGGGGCUCCGCCGAAGACUACGCCACCCUAACCGAAGAGCUCUCCCUCGUCCGCCGAGCCUUCCCGGACAUCCCCCUCAUCCUGGGCGAAUACGACGCCAGCCACCUCAACACCGAGCCCGCGGCCCGGUGGAAGUGGUUCGACCAAGUCGCCCGCGUCUCGACCCAGCACGGCGUGGCCCUCGUGGUCUGGGACAACGGGCUGGACCACCUCGACCGCAACACGGGGGUGUGGCGCGACCCGGUGGCGCUGGACAUCGUGGAGGCCGUGCUGCGCGGGGAGAACAACUCGCUCCCGGACGCGACCACGGACCAUGGCGACCUGGAGCAGUGGAGUUCCGCGUUCGUGUGGAACCGCGCCGGCGAGACGGUCGGCGAUGCGGAGCUCCCGUGGCUUUUCCACGGAAACUCGCUCGUCGGCGUGAGGACGCAGACGGGGGCUAGUCUCGUGCAGGGCGCGGACUACACUGUUUCGUCGUCGGCGGUGACGUUUAGGGCGUCGUUUCUGUCGAGGUUCCUGGGUCCGGAUGUCGAGCCCGGGAGCAAGGCGAACUUGACGCUCACUUUCUCGUCUGGCGCGCCGUCUGUCGUGGAGGUGAUCCAGUGGGACACGCCCGAGUUCCUGGCGCAGCCUUCGCCGGCGCUGGGCCAGGAUCUGAACAUCCCCGUUCAGUACAAGGGGUGGAGCAUGGUUGCUGCGGUGCGAGCCGUUGCGGAGGAUGGGACGUUCUUGUUUGAUGACUGGACGCAGUGGCUGCCUCCCCUGCAACAAGGCCGGAUUACGUUCAACGGCCAGUAUUUCUUCGACGGAGAGCAAGUCGUCAUUCGGUCUGCAUCCCUGGACGCUGUGGCGAGCCUCGGCCAGCCUGUCGACUUUGAAUUCGAGUUUUACCCUCGCGUGCCUGGGAACUCGAUCACUUUUACCGUUGAUCCGGCGGACUUUUGAGGGGCGGGCAUUGAAGGGCGGGCAUUUGAAGGGACUCGAGGAGGUUUUCGCGUAUCGCAUUUCUCGUAGACGGAUCAGGCCACUUCCAUACGGUGCGCUGUAUUUCGAGUGAAUCUAGAGUAUCCCUUCAGGGACUAGUCGAGUUCUCACUCCCACUCGUCUACCAAGAGGAUACAGAUCCCCUGAGAUGUGGCAGUCCACAGCUGAAUGAUAUUGGGAGACCUAAGGUACACGUACUUGACAUGGUGGUGGACUGCGGCCCGGCAGGCGAUCUGAUUGGAUCGGUACGGGGCCGGUCUCGGGGUGGGGCUGAACUCGGAGCCGAGGCCGAGAAGCAGCCGGAACAGACACCAACCACGGAGAAGGUCGGUCGCCUUGAGGUCAAAACCUUCCACUACACUACUCUGCC
This is a messenger RNA of Sodiomyces alkalinus F11, 2172 nucleotides long. Its product is annotated as endoglucanase B. The record is from RefSeq and is a predicted model, not a curated record. Lineage: Eukaryota; Fungi; Ascomycota; Sordariomycetes; Glomerellales; Plectosphaerellaceae. Gene Ontology annotation, molecular function: beta-glucosidase activity. The transcript has 6 exons. Gene Ontology annotation, biological process: glucan catabolic process. Bases 168 to 1763 code for a protein of 531 amino acids. Gene Ontology annotation, cellular component: cell surface; extracellular region.